CGCAUUCAAUUGACAGCAAUAAUACAGCAAUGCCACCAAACCUCUCCUACGGCCUCAACCUUCCCAACAAAAACACCAAAAAACCAGCCCCCCUCGGCCAAAAACGCAAGAAAACCAUCUUCGACUCCGACUCCGACGACGACCAAAAAGGCGAUGGAGAAGUCGAGAUAUCAACCAUCGGAGGGGUAGGUGAUGAGCCAGCGCCUUCGAAACCACAACCACCUAAAAAAGAACCAUCCGAACCACCCUCAAAACGUAAACCAUUCUUCACAACGACCGCGACAAGCGGCAAAAAGACAGGGCCGAAGCCACUCAGCAAAAACUCCAUAUUCGCCGACGGCGAUGACGAUGAGGGAACAGAAGAGCGACAAGAAGCGAAUACAACCGGUGGCGGACUCUCAGUACCAAAGUCCCAAGCAGACCCUAGUAAAAACUACACGAACCUAUCCGCCCUACACAGCAGCAAGAAACAUGCGCAGGAAGCACAAGAGCUCGAUCCCUCAAUUUACUCCUACGAUGCUGUAUAUGAUAGUCUACAUACGAAGCCAGAACAGGAUAAGAAAUCGGCAGAGAAGGGCAAUGAAGUACCCAAGUACAUGACAAACCUCCUGCGCAGCGCCGAGAUCCGGAAACGCGACCAGCUCCGCGCGCGGGAUAGGUUGCUCGCGCGCGAACGUGAAGCCGAGGGCGAAGAGUUCGCAGACAAAGAGAAAUUCGUUACGGCAGCGUACAAGGCGCAACAGGAGGAGAUGCGGCGGGUGGAAGCCGAAGAAGCAGAGCGAGAAAAACAGGAAGAAGAGAGACGCAAGACGAGCGGGAACGUGGGCAUGGUUGGAUUUUACCGGGACAUUCUCUCACGCGACGAACAACGACACGAGCAAGUCCUCAAAGCAACCGAAGAAGCCGCCCAACGCAUCAAAACCGGCGAACCCGAAACAGCAGAAACACCCGAAGGCAAAGCAGACGAAGACGAAGAAAAAACCUCCGCCCGCCGUGCCGCAGACCUCAACGCCAAGGGCGCCCACGUCGCUGUCAACGACGAAGGCCAAGUCGUCGACAAGCGCCAGCUGCUCUCCGCCGGUCUCAACGUCGCUCCCAAGCCCAAGGCCGCGCCUUCUGCUGCUGCUGCGCCUGCGUCUCGUGGGCCUGGUGGGCCUGGCAAGCGCUUCGAUGGCGCGCGCGGAGUGCGCAAUGACCAGCGUGCUCGGACGACGGAGAUGAUUGCUGCGCAGUUAGAGGAGCGUGCGAAGCAGGAAGCUGAGGCGGAGGAAGCGAAACAGAAGGAGGUUGCGGAGCGGAAUAAGAGUCGGAAGUCAGAUAAGGAUGUGUCCAGUGCUAAGGAGCGGUAUUUGGCGAGAAAGAGGGAGAGAGAGGCGCAAGGUGGAAAAUGAUUGUUUACUUUUUGUCAUUUUGCAUAGGUUGGCGUUGGAGUGUAUAUAGAUGACUACUGUACAAUAUAUUCGUUUACUUUGAUAUAUACCGUGAAAAGCUUGAUGAUGAUGUCUUCCAUUUUAUAGAGCAUUUUCCAGUCUAAG
Aspergillus glaucus CBS 516.65 is the source of this 1535-nucleotide messenger RNA. Its product is annotated as splicing regulator NSRP1-like domain-containing protein. The transcript has a single exon. The record is from RefSeq and is a predicted model, not a curated record. The coding region runs from base 30 to 1391 and encodes 453 amino acids. Gene Ontology annotation, biological process: regulation of alternative mRNA splicing, via spliceosome. NCBI's taxonomy places the organism in Eukaryota, Fungi, Ascomycota, Eurotiomycetes, Eurotiales, Aspergillaceae.